GGCACUUAUCCCCCAUAUUUAGAAUCAUGGCGUCGGAGGUGGAAUUGGCACAGUCCGCGAAGCCGGGUGGCGACACUAUCUUCGGCAAAAUAAUUCGAGGAGAAAUUAAAACUGAUUUCUUAUAUGAAGAUGAGCAGUGUGUUGCCUUCAAUGAUAUUGCGGCUCAAGCCCCAACACAUUUCUUAGUUGUGCCAAAGAAGCCGAUUGUGCGUUUAUCUGAUGCAACUGAGUCUGAUGAACAGCUUCUGGGUCACCUCCUCGUCGUUGCAAAGAAAGUGGCCAAAGAAAAAGGUCUGGACAAUGGCUACCGUGUGACCAUCAACGACGGCCCUGAUGGUGGGCAGUCCGUGUACCACAUCCACAUUCAUGUGAUGGGCGGCAGACAGAUGGGCUGGCCUCCAGGCUAAGCUCACGGAGGCUUUCCAUGUUCCUUUUGUUCUAUAACGAGAUGAAUAUUAUUUCAGAAACUGUAUUAUUCCAGGCCUGUUUCCAUGUAAUUUUUUUUAAAGUUUGGCUCAGAUUACCUUUUUUGAAAAAGAAUUUUAUUUGCAUUACUUUUUAUUUCUUUGGAAGAGGAAUGUUUUCCGUCAUGACUGGUAGUGGUUACAUGGUUUUAAUUUUAAACAAACUUUAUUUGUUGAAAAUUGGAUUCAUGCCAAUAUUAUUGCUGAUUGAUGUAAUUCACCCCUUUUGCUACCUAAAAAAAGGUAGGUCAUUUAGUCAAGCCAGUAAAUAAGAAGCAUUUUUGCCAAACUGGCUGGAAAAGUUUACCUGACAUGGUAUUUGGUUUAAGAUUAUCAUCCCUAGCUACGAAGUAUAGAAUGCAUGGUGUUGGUUUCCAAUGUUGUUUGUGUGAUUUCCCUUUAUCCUGUGAGUUGUUCAGCCAUAAUCACCACUGUCUUCACGCCUUUUCAUUUAAGCUAAUUUUUUUUUCCUUUAUUUUAGAAGAGGAUUUUUUUGCUCAAUAUUGAGACUCACUUUUUUUUCUUUACUCGCUUUACACCAGUUGGGAAUCAGAUAUUUUUCAGCCAUAAAUGUCCGUUGAGGCAGGUUUUUAACUAAAGCUUUUUCUCACUCAGUAGAUGCUUGAUAACUUUAGUUGUUCUGUUCUCUAAAGACACUGAGGUGUUAAUGACUGGGUGAAAGAUUCAUGCCAUUAAACUUGUUUGUCCUCAGCUCUUA
Aplysia californica (California sea hare) is the source of this 1182-nucleotide messenger RNA. RefSeq names its product histidine triad nucleotide-binding protein 1. Gene Ontology annotation, cellular component: nucleus; cytoplasm. NCBI's taxonomy places the organism in Eukaryota, Metazoa, Mollusca, Gastropoda, Aplysiida, Aplysiidae. Gene Ontology annotation, biological process: purine ribonucleotide catabolic process. The coding region runs from base 27 to 407 and encodes 126 amino acids. The record is from RefSeq and is a predicted model, not a curated record. Gene Ontology annotation, molecular function: hydrolase activity. The transcript has 3 exons.